Messenger RNA from Ochlerotatus camptorhynchus, 2642 nucleotides. RefSeq names its product Eag-like K[+] channel (gene Elk). Gene Ontology annotation, cellular component: plasma membrane. Gene Ontology annotation, molecular function: voltage-gated potassium channel activity. Gene Ontology annotation, biological process: potassium ion transmembrane transport; regulation of membrane potential. The transcript is spliced from 18 exons. Lineage: Eukaryota; Metazoa; Arthropoda; Insecta; Diptera; Culicidae. The annotation marks the transcript as partial. The record is from RefSeq and is a predicted model, not a curated record.
ACUGAGACACUACUUGAGAAAUAAUGACUGUGUCCAAGGAUCACAACAAAAAGGCUCUCAGGCGCUCCCUACAACGAGCGAUACAUAAACAGCAUCCGCCAAUGCCUGCCAGGAAGGGGCUACUGGCGCCCCAAAAUACGUUUCUGGAUACAAUUGCUACGCGUUUCGACGGAACACAUUCCAACUUUGUUCUAGGCAACGCACAGGUUAGUGGAUACCCGAUCGUGUACUGCUCCGAUGGCUUCGUUGAGCUUUCAGGAUUUUCACGUGCGCAAAUUAUGCAGAAAGGUUGUGCUUGUCGGUUUCUCUAUGGCCCGGAGACGAAGGAAGAACACAAAAGCCAAAUCGAGAGCAGUCUCGAUGGUAAAAACGAGCUGAAGUUGGAGGUGAUAUUCUAUAAAAAGAAUGGUACACCGUUUUGGUGCUUGUUGGAUAUCGUGCCAAUCAAGAAUGAAAAACGUGAGGUGGUGCUUUUCCUUGCCUCCCACAAGGAUGUUACGACGGCGAAAAUGUCUGAGAUGUCAAUGUCGGAUGAGUGCGAUAGUGUAAAACAACUGUUGCCUCCUUUUCUUCCGCAUCUCGAUGUAUUUUUAAUCAAUCCAUUCUCUCCUACAUUUUUGUACAAUGACGAUGGAGCGGAGGAUGAGAAUUUGGAAAUACCUCCGGGAGUAAACAUGGGCCGGCGACGUUCGCGAGCGGUGCUAUAUCAGCUUUCCGGCCAUUAUAAGCCGGAAAAAAUGAAGACUAAAAUGAAACUUAAUAGUAAUAUAUUACAUUCUAGCGAAGCUCCACUACCUGAAUAUAAGACGCAAGCCUUAAAGAAAUCACGUUUUAUUCUGUCGCACUACGGAAUGUUCAGGGGUUGUUGGGACUGGUUGAUUUUAGUGGCCACAUUCUACGUCGCCGUUGCCGUACCUUACAACGCUGCUUUCGUUACAAUUGAUCGUUUGACUGUGGCAUCCGAUGUUAUCGUUGAGGCUUUAUUUAUUGUUGAUAUUCUAGUGAACUUUCGCACAACGUACGUGUCUCGCAAGGGUGAGGUUGUAUCAAAUUCUAAAAGUAUAGCAGUUAACUAUCUAAAAGGGUGGUUCAUGGUUGACCUGUUUGCCGCUCUGCCGUUUGAUCAUCUCUACGCUAGUAACGUGAUUAGUGGAGAGGAAUCUCACAUUCAUUUAGUCAAAUUAACACGAUUAUUAAGGCUGGCACGAUUGCUUCAAAAGAUGGAUAGAUAUUCGCAAUAUACGGCUAUGAUUUUAACGUUGUUGAUGCUAUGCUUCUCUUUAGUUGCACAUUGGCUGGCUUGCAUUUGGUAUGUGAUAGCAGAGAAAGAAAGACUCGUUAAUGAGCAAGACUGGGAUAUUGGAUGGAUUCAUACGUUGGCCGAACGGUUGAAAAUUCCUGUAACGAACGUAACACACGGUGAAGCGUACAUAACAUCACUCUACUUCACGUUCACUAGUCUGACGUCGGUAGGUUUUGGAAAUGUGUCGCCCACCACCAUCAGUGAGAAAAUCUUCAGCAUCGUAAUGAUGUUGAUCGGUGCUCUGAUGCAUGCCGUGGUGUUCGGAAACGUGACGGCUAUUAUACAAAGGAUGUAUUCACGGCGUUCCCUGUACCAAAGCAAGUGGCGUGAUUUGAAAGAUUUCAUCGCCCUACACCAGAUGCCGAAAGAGCUGAAACAGCGAAUGCAGGAUUACUUUCAGACUAUGUGGUCGCUUAAUCACGGAAUCGACGUGUACGAGAUUCUGAAGGAAUUCCCCGAGGAGCUAAGAGGUGACAUCUCGAUGCAUCUGCACAGGGAGAUUUUGCAGCUGCCUAUCUUUGAAUCAGCGUCCCAGGGCUGCCUAAAACUUUUAUCUUUACAUAUCAAAGCUAACUUUUGUGCUCCUGGCGAGUAUUUGAUCCAUAAAGGUGAUGCGUUGAGCUAUAUCUAUUACAUUUGCAACGGUUCCAUGGAAGUAAUGCAGAACAAUAUGGUCGUCGCCAUUUUAGGAAAAGGUGAUUUAGUCGGUUGUGAUAUAAGUAUACAUUUACUACACGGAAGCCAGGGCAAUACUGGAAAUCAAGGCUCGCAAGAUGCUAUUGUAAAGAGCAGUGGGGACGUGAAAGCUCUUACCUAUUGUGAUUUGAAAAGCAUACAUUUGAGCGGGUUGGUAGAUGUGUUGCGUCUAUAUCCAGAGUAUCAGCAGGAGUUCGCCAACGACAUACAGCAUGAUCUUACAUACAAUCUACGCGAGGGUUACGAAGCAGAAGAGGAAACCGAAAACAACGGACCAUGCCUUGCACUACCGUCCAUUAGUGAAGAUGAUGAAAACCAGUCGGACGUUGAUUCCAGCACGACGUCUCCUUUAAACACAUCCCUAACAAAAUCACCAGCUCACAAUACCACCGCUAGUCCAAGACACGCGAAGCUGAUACACAGUCGAAACAAAUCUCUGGUAGCUUUGAGAGAACGCGUAGAGCGUCAACGGUCAGUGCAGGCCACCACCGUUAGUGCAAUUCCAGAAGCUGAUAAUUCAUUCGAAGGAUUGAAUUUGGAGCUGAGAAACAAGGAGAAGACACAUCCAGCUAGAGUAUCAGUUGAACGAUUAGACACACAGGUGUCGUCUCUGCAUAAUGACGUUGCUGCUUUAAGUAUAGAG